This is a messenger RNA of Trichosurus vulpecula (common brushtail), 4529 nucleotides long. It is a transcript of the gene TMEM47, whose product is annotated as transmembrane protein 47. The transcript is spliced from 3 exons. Gene Ontology annotation, cellular component: cell-cell junction; membrane. The record is from RefSeq and is a predicted model, not a curated record. Gene Ontology annotation, biological process: cell-cell adhesion. NCBI's taxonomy places the organism in Eukaryota, Metazoa, Chordata, Mammalia, Diprotodontia, Phalangeridae. The coding region runs from base 769 to 1314 and encodes 181 amino acids.
GAAAAACCACAUGACAUGGUUUGGGGGAGGGCGAGGUGACAGAGAAAGUAAAGGGUUGGUGGGGGAUGGGCAAUGAAUCUUCUAGGAAUUGUCCAGUAACAGCUCAGAAAGGAGCCCAGUAAACUAGAGAGAAAGAGUUUGUGUCCGGGACCCCACCCCACCGGCUGUUGCUUGGCUUGCCAGGUUGGGGGGCGACAGAGUUAUUUGGCUUUCUCUAUUCUAUCCUUGGCAAAGCCCGGACAGUGACGCUGCCGCCCUUUCCUUCCUCUCUCCCUCCUUUUUUUUUUUUCCUCCCCGCCUCCCUGCAGACAGGAGGAGGGGAGAUGGGAGGAGUGAGCGAGCUGGGCAGAGCUGGAAACUGGGCACUGCACACAGUGAGAGAGCAAGAGAGCUAAGCGCUGGGGAACUGGGCGGCCAACGCUCGGAGCUGCCGAUGCUACUGUUGCCUUCAGCCGCUGCAACACCUGAAAUAGACGCGAAAGGACACUUCGCCACCUUUUAUCACCUUUCGCAGCUGCUGCAUUCCUGACGGUACUUCCCAACCAAGCAGCCAGAUUUGGGGGGUGGGGUAAAGGAGACAGGAACUCUUAUAGGAUUGUAACUCUUGCAGGAUUGGCUUUUUAUUUUUUAAACUAUUUUAGUGGACUUUAAUUUUAUUUUGUGCGUGUUUUCGCCCUACAUCUCACCGGAAGCGGUGUUACAUCGUCUCCUAACCCCAGAGGGGGCCAGAGUUGCUGGGGGCCAGAUCUGGUAGUGGCUCCCCUGGGCAUGGCUUCAGCUGGCAGCGGCAUGGAGGAGGUGCGUGUAUCGGUGCUGACCCCUCUGAAGCUAGUGGGGUUGGUAUGCAUCUUCCUGGCUCUGUGUCUGGAUCUGGGAGCGGUACUGAGCCCGGCCUGGGUCACAGCGGAUCAUCAAUAUUACCUGUCCCUGUGGGAGUGCUGCCGGAAACCCGCCAACGUAGACAUCUGGCACUGCGAGUCCACUCUGAGUAGCGACUGGCAGAUUGCUACACUGGCCUUACUCUUGGGUGGUGCUGCCAUCAUUCUUAUUGCCUUCUUGGUCGGUUUGAUAUCAAUCUGCGUGGGAUCUCGGAGACGUUUCUAUAGACCAGUUGCAGUUAUGCUUUUUGCAGCAGUUGUUCUACAGGUGUGCAGCCUUGUCCUCUACCCAAUCAAGUUCAUUGAAACCGUGAGCCUGAAAAUUUACCAUGAGUUCAACUGGGGUUAUGGCCUGGCUUGGGGUGCAACUAUAUUUUCAUUUGGGGGUGCCAUCCUUUAUUGCCUGAACCCAAAGAACUAUGAAGACUACUACUAGAAACAACAGUCUCCAAAGAAAAUAUAAACAAGGGAUUACUACAUCUUUUCUAACUUAUGAUUUUCUAGAACACUUGUGGAGCAUCAAAGCAGUUUGAUCUGUUGACUUACAAUCUUCUGCCCUUUGGCUGCUGACAUUAUAAACAGCUUUUACAUAUGUUUUGGGGACCUGCAGAAAUUAGGAGAGCUGAUUAAACCCAAGCAAAUGCUGCAAGCUUCCAAUAUGUUAACGUCAUUUUACUUAACAAGUGAAAGAUUUAUGUGACAGACCAUUGUUUGAAAAAUAGUGGGAAAAAAUGCCCACAUCUCCUUUUGCCUGCAGGGGAGCAGCUGGCAUAAGCUCCAUUUCAAAGUUUCUUAACAAGGACAAGGAUUCAGCUGUCAAUAGUCUUCUUUUGCAAGCUUAUCCUAAGCAGUCACUGCAUUGGUCCUUGGUCACUCGCUUAAUAAUUUCUUGAAGAAUGAUCUUCCCUUUAGUAUAUAAUGGGAGUAGUGAAUGUGACUGGUUAAUGACUCAAAUUCCACAUUCAAGAAUCUUCUAAGUGAUGGGAGUUUAUGCAUUAGCAAUCAGCAUCUCCCUGCUAGUUGUGGCAGAGAAGAAAAGUCAAGACUUGGAGACAUUUGCUUUUAAUUAUGUGGGUUAAGAGUUGUGCCUCUGCCAUAACUAGCAUAAGGGGAAAAUGGAGGGCCUCUCCUUUUUUCCCGGGCAAGCAGAAAGGGAAAAAAUGCAUGUGUUGCAUUUGUCCUAAAUAAUUUCUCAAUCAUUUUACAAAGAUCGCAGUAAAGAAAUGUGCACAUAUAACAAGUCUAAUUCUUUUUAUAGAAGGUGAUCAUUUAGUACAAAUUGCAGUGAUACAUAUCCCGACUCCCUUGCACAUGACAUCUAUUACAUAUAAAACCCAAUAUUCCCUGUAGCAAAGUGGUUUGAGCACUCACCUUGUGCACCUCGUUAACCAUCUUAGGCUGGUAUCCCCCUCUUAGCUGACAUGCCAAAAUACAUCUACUUAAGUUAUUUGCUUAAGCAUUUGCUCCCUUCAGGAUGUCAUUUUCAGGGGAAUUUUCAUUGACACAUAUGAAAAAAUGUUAAACUGAGAUGUGGUGAAUUCUAAAAUGAUGUCCUAAAGUCAUUCAAGCAAGAGUAGGUAUUAGGAUUAUAUUUUUUUUUUCAUUGAAGCCCUUAAAAAUAGAAGCUGCUCUUUUAAUUUUAGGAACCUCAAAUACCUAGGUGCUUUUGUUUUUUAAAAAGCAGAGAGAAUUAAAUAUAUAUACACAUAUAUGUACAUAUAUAUGUAUAUACAUAGUCUGAGAAUAGAGGACUAGGGUUCAUCUGAUAAUUACAUUGUCCUCUGAAUGUAACCAAUUGGCUGAUGAUUUCAUGCCUUCAGCUAUUCUAACGUGUUUAAAGUGCCCCGAUUUCAAAACUUCAUAGAUUGUUUAAGUUAAGGGAAGUGCCAAUGGAAGAAAGUGUAGAUUUGCAACAAAGUUCGUGUUGCAAACUGCUAUGUUUAUUUCUGUUUAAUGCUUUCUAAUUUGGGUACUUAAAUUAAUUAUGAACAUAUUUUUAUAUCACAUAUACAGUUCUAAUAUAAAAGUUAAAAUACUUAUUUUUGUUAACAAAGACAUGGAAAUGAUAUAUCCUGGUUGGCCCUCUUGCCGGAAGAGACAAUGAAAAUCCUUUAAAAUGCUCUAGUGUGCUGUUGUGUUCCUGAUUCCACAGAGGGACUGCAGAAUCCAUUAACAGCAUGACUACAUCUCUAGUAUUAAAUGCAUUGGUCACAGCUCACAAAACAGGGCCCAUGCUUUCCAGCUUGUCAUUGUUUAAGCACUGUUGCCAAAACAACAAAAAAAAAAAAAAACCCACCCACCACAGCUCUCUACUUUCCUGUUUAAAUACAGAAACUCUGUUUGUUGAAUUCUCCAGUACACAUCUUGUAGAAACACAGAUGAAAUAAGAAAUGGGAAGCGGAAGGCUCUGCCUUAGUUUCAGCAAAAUCAAACCAACUGGUUAAAAGUGCCUGAGGAUGUUAUUCUUUGGAAAAUGUGUGUUUCUGUGAAGGAUUUUUAAGAGAUGGGAGGAAAUUUUUACUUGAUUUCCAUGAAAGGCAUUCAAAAAUCUUUUGAACCAGUUUUCUCAGAAAUACUAUCUGUGGCAUAGACAGCUUUACAGCUAAUUAGAUAUCAUCAUUGAGCAGCAUGAAGAACACAAAUUUUGUAGCGUUACUUAGGCUACUCAAUCCCCCUCUAUUGUGAGAGGAUGCCUUUAUUACUCUCAAAUGACAGAACAGUCCUGUGGUGCUGGCAUCAAUCAAUAAGGCAAUUGGUCAUCCAAGAGGAUACAGUGUGCUGUUAUACCAAUAUCAAAUCUAUACUUCUUAUCAAGUGUUCAUUCUCUGUCAGUAUGAUGAGCAAAAAUGACAGAGAACAUGUGUCAUGGGCUAAUUCAUGCAUAAUUUCAAAUUACUUGGUAGAGUUUUCUAAUAUGGUAUUUUACAAUGUAUCUUCCCAGUGAAGAGCCCUGUGUUCUAUUUCUACCACUACCAACAUUUGGAAAUGUUUUAGUACUGACCCACAAGUUCAGUGCAAAAUACAAAACCUUAAGGUUUCUAUGCACCCAAUAUGAUAUGCUUAUGUUUCAGAAUAAAUACAACAAAAAUACUUAUCUACCUUAUUCAUAUCUUAUUUUCUCUUAGAAGCAGAAUUAUUUCCUUUGCACAAAUCCAUUGUUUAUCUUCCAGUUUCAUGCAUGUGCACAUGCACACACUCACACAUUGCACACACACACACACACACACACACACACACACACACACACCCCAAGCAGGGCUAGUUAUUUGUAUUUCUAAAGCUUAUCCUAUUCCGUCCGGUGCUGACCUGUACAAAGCACCUCUCUUGGAUUUCUUGCACAACUAUGUUUUAGCUUUUGUAAUUUCAACAUGUAAAUUUUAAAGACAUAAAUAUAGAGAGACUUAUGUAUUUGAAAUAUAAAUGAUAUAUAUGGACUAGCAUGUAACUGUAUAUUAUUAAACAUGCAAUGAAAUGACUGGUAAGUGAAGUCUAAUCUUAUGACUAGCGAUGUAAUUUAUUCAGACCGUAUUUUUGUACAGAACUGUGCACACUAACCUAUUGCCUCUGUGUCCUCUUUAAUGCCUAAAACUGUGCCUAGAGAUUUCAUCUGUCUUUAAAAAAAAUUAAAUUUAUUUCAUGCUGUUAAUGGUA